AUGACUCAGUCCAUUGAAUACAAUAGGUCAAGGAUGAUCAACCAAGUAUUUCUAAAAAGUCGAGGUUGGACGUCUUUUGUUCACCCUUAUGAUCCAUUAGUAGAUGUUACAUUUAAGAAAGUUGGAGAUGGCCAUCCAUUACGUUUGUGGAAGGUCACCACUGAAGUUGAAGCUCCGCCUCAAGAAGUUUUACACAGUAUACUGAAUGAAAGAAAGGUCUGGGAUCCAUCGUUGAUUAGAUCUUUUGUUGUGGAACGGCCUGUGGAUCAUUGUGAUGUAUUUUGUUAUACAACUGCAAGUAUGGCUUCUCUACCUCCUAGAGAAUUUUGUGUUUUGAGAUCAUGGCGUACUGAUUUGACUAAAGGUGCUUGUUGUAUGGUUGAAACUUCUGUUAAGAGACCAAUGACCUACACAACUCCACCAGGCACACCAAAAAUCGAACAUUCCAGUUACGGAGUGAUUACAGGAGUUGUACUAGCUUCCAGAUACUUUAUUGAACCUUGCGGCAGUGGCAGAUCCAGAGUCAUGCAUUUAUCAAGAGUAGAUACAAAGGGAAGAACUCUGGAAUUCUAUACCAAAAUUUAUGGACACGUUUGUGCUGACCAACUUACAAACUUGAGAAAAGCGUUUGUUAUUAAAUCUGAGGGACCUGAAUCAAAAGUCUAA
Ctenocephalides felis (cat flea) is the source of this 666-nucleotide messenger RNA. RefSeq names its product stAR-related lipid transfer protein 13-like. The coding region runs from base 1 to 666 and encodes 221 amino acids. The record is from RefSeq and is a predicted model, not a curated record. Gene Ontology annotation, molecular function: GTPase activator activity; lipid binding. The transcript has 5 exons. Gene Ontology annotation, biological process: regulation of Rho protein signal transduction; actin cytoskeleton organization. NCBI's taxonomy places the organism in Eukaryota, Metazoa, Arthropoda, Insecta, Siphonaptera, Pulicidae.